Messenger RNA from Dichomitus squalens LYAD-421 SS1, 1968 nucleotides. RefSeq lists its product as uncharacterized. The annotation marks the transcript as partial. NCBI's taxonomy places the organism in Eukaryota, Fungi, Basidiomycota, Agaricomycetes, Polyporales, Polyporaceae. The transcript is spliced from 7 exons. The record is from RefSeq and is a predicted model, not a curated record.
GGCCACUUCUACCGUUGCGUGGGCGAGGGAUGCGACUGGUUCAAAGCUGGCCAUCCUCAAAGCAAACGGCUCCUCCGACACUCAACACGCUGCCGCAAGCUUGGCUCUGAGCUUCGAGCUAAGGCAAUCAAGUGGUCAGCCUCAGAAUCCCUUGGAGCGAAGGUGGGAAAACGCAAAUCGAAGUCCGAUCCCCAUCCGGCGGGUACCGAGCAGGUGUCCGAAACACCGUCAGCUUCAGAGAUCCAGGCACUUCACACUCUCGCAACUAUCUCCCACAACAGCACCGUUGCGCUUGGUCGUGAGGAGCUACGGCAGAGGAUCGAUUUCCGUAUUAUGAAGCUUGUCUGCAUCCGCAACAUUGUUCCGAGCGUUGUCGAUUCGAAGGAGUGGAAGGACAUGUGGCACGAUGGCAACGCAAAGUACCAGCCAACCUCAUCCUCAACAUUCAUCAACUCGCAUAUCCCUGCAGAGGCUGCUCAGAUACGUACUCUACAGGUUGAACUUCUGAAGAAGCUGAUCAAUCUCACUUUGACGUAUGACGGCGGGACCAUCAAUCGACCGCAGUCUGUCUACACGAUCCACAUCACCACACCCGAUCGCCGUGUCUACUUCAUUGAUGGAGACGAGUGCUCAAAGGAGCGACAUACGGCAGAGUAUCUCGAAAAGCUCAUCUUCGAGAUGAUGUCCGAAAUUGGUAUAGAGCGAUUCUCGGGCAUCUGCUCAGACAACACGGGGAACACACGCAAGGCACGCGAGCUUCUGGCAAAGAGUAUUCCGGGUCUUAUCAAUAUGCUCGACUGCUGUCACCAUCUCCACAACACGUCAAAGGACAUCACGAAUCUGUCAGAUUUCAAGACGAUGAUAUCAAACCUGCGGAAGAUCGUGAAGUACUUCAGGAAGUCACCCCUCGCUGCGGCUUUACUUACAGAUGCUCGGAUGGAGGAAGGAAUUGCUCGUGGUCUACAGAGCGUCGGAAGGACGCGUUUUGCGACAUUCUAUUGGAGCGCAGAGUCUCUCAAAUUGUCUCUCCCAGUGAUGCGGCAACUAGUCAGCAGUGGGAAGAUCAGUCUGAAGAAUGCGACAUUUGAUACAGCACUUCUGCAAGGAGGGAACAUGGCAUCAAUGUCCUUCGAGCGCGAUCUGUUCAUGUACACCACUAUUCUCACACCUAUUGCUCGCUCCCUCAAAGCAUUGGAGUCGACUGAUGCAACCGCUGCCGAUGUCUUCGUCUUCUGGCUUGGUAUCGUCUCCACAUUAGAUGACUUGUUCCAGCGCCCCGAGUUCGAGACAGGAAUCUCACAAUCGCUAAUCAAGAAGGUCACAACUAUCGUCAACACACGUUACAAGGAGAUCAUUGACUCCACACCUACCGAUGUAUAUUUCACCGCAUUUUUCCUCCAUCCCAAACAUUCGAGGUCAGACAUUUUACGAAAACCGGUGAACCCCCUUGCAAACGUGAUCAUAAUCCCUUCCGCUCGUGCACGGGGAAAGCAGAAGGCCACUGGAGACAAAGGCGAUGACAGCGAAAAUGCGCCAAUACCACGAGCAUACCGGCGCGCCAAGGAGUACUUGAAGCGACAGCUCCAGGAAGAGAUUGUGCGCAACGCGCAUCCCCUAAUCAAGAAAUUAGGUGAAGCGCGAGCGGCGGAAGAGCUCCGAGCACAGCUCAUGGCUUAUGCCCAUGGUCAGUAUCCCUUCGACACCCCGCUCGAAGAGACAGAGUCAGAAUCGGGGCGGCCGGUACUGGAGUGGUGGCAGAAUCUCGAAAGCCACGCACAUGCUCGUGUCCUGGCUAUGCUUGCAAUCAAGCUGUAUUCUAUCGCAAUCAACUCUAUGGCCGACGAACGCACCGCAUCCAACUUCACAUGGUUCAACUCAUCACUCCGCAACAGGCAACAGGUGGGGACGCUUGUCGACAUGAUUCAGGUACGGCAAUGGUAUUUGGCAAAGGUACAGCUACAGUACUAG